Messenger RNA from Calliphora vicina (urban bluebottle blowfly), 7932 nucleotides. RefSeq names its product like-AP180 (gene lap). Gene Ontology annotation, biological process: synaptic vesicle budding from presynaptic endocytic zone membrane; clathrin coat assembly; clathrin-dependent endocytosis. Bases 454 to 2805 code for a protein of 783 amino acids. Gene Ontology annotation, molecular function: phosphatidylinositol-4,5-bisphosphate binding; 1-phosphatidylinositol binding; SNARE binding. The record is from RefSeq and is a predicted model, not a curated record. Gene Ontology annotation, cellular component: synaptic vesicle; clathrin-coated pit; clathrin-coated vesicle. The transcript is spliced from 17 exons. Lineage: Eukaryota; Metazoa; Arthropoda; Insecta; Diptera; Calliphoridae.
UCUUCACAUUGAUCACACACACAUACACUUGAAAUCAUUACUUUGCGCAAAUAAAAUUUGGAAAAAUCGAAUGAGAAGAAAAGAACUCCUGAAAAAGAAAGAAAAAACUUAAUAAAAAGUUGUAAAAUUAAAAUAUCUUGAAUAUUACACAAGAAAUUAGCAAUCAAAGUUAAAUUCAUAAUUGUUUAAACAAGUUAAAAGAGAAUUAUAGUAAAAAUAUAACAAUAGAUUUGAUAAAAAUAUAGAAAACAAGCAGCAGAGUAAAAAAUCUUGUAUAAAUCGAAGAGAAAAAAUUCCUUUUGUAAUCAAAGCUGGUACUUUGUUACGACAACAAGACAAAUUAAAUGCAAAAUUAUUAAAUAAAAGAAAAGAAUUAAAAACAGUGUUUGAAAAUCAAAGAAUUGUAAUUUUUUUGUGUGUAUUAAGUAGAAGUAAUAAAAUAAAGAAUUCAUCAUGUCCAUGGCUGGGCAAACAAUAAACGACAGACUGUUGGCUGCCAGGCACAGUCUUGCCGGUCAAGGUCUGGCCAAAUCAGUAUGCAAGGCCACAACGGAAGAGUGCAUUGGACCCAAGAAGAAACAUUUAGACUAUUUAGUACAUUGUACAAAUGAACCCAAUGUUUCCAUACCACAUUUGGCCAAUUUACUUAUUGAACGUUCACAGAAUGCCAAUUGGGUGGUAGUGUAUAAAUCUUUAAUAACCACACAUCAUUUAAUGGCAUAUGGAAAUGAACGUUUUAUGCAGUAUUUAGCUUCAUCAAAUUCAACGUUUAAUCUUAGUAAUUUCUUGGAUAAGGGUGGAGUUCAAGAUGGUGGUAUGUCGGUACCUGGUGGCAGAAUGGGUUACGAUAUGUCGCCAUUUAUCAGACGCUAUGCCAAGUAUUUAAAUGAAAAAUCUUUGUCUUAUCGUGCAAUGGCUUUUGAUUUUUGCAAAGUUAAAAGAGGCAAAGAAGAGGGUUCACUACGUACCAUGCAUGCUGAUAAAUUAUUAAAAACGUUGCCCGUUUUACAGGCACAAUUGGACGCUCUUUUGGAAUUCGAUUGUCAAUCAAAUGAUUUAACAAAUGGUGUCAUUAACAUGUCAUUUAUGUUGUUAUUCCGUGAUCUCAUACGUUUAUUCGCCUGUUACAAUGAUGGUAUUAUUAAUUUGUUGGAGAAAUAUUUUGAUAUGAAUAAGAAACAAGCACGUGAUGCUUUGGAUUUAUAUAAAAAGUUUUUGGUGCGCAUGGAUCGUGUGGGGGAAUUCUUGAAAGUUGCGGAGAAUGUUGGCAUUGAUAAGGGAGAUAUACCUGAUUUAACUAAAGCUCCUAGUUCUUUGUUGGAUGCUUUAGAACAACAUUUAGCCACUUUAGAGGGACGCAAAGUUUCAGCUGCAAAUACUCCUACACAAUCAGCCAGUAGCAACCAAAAGAACGUAAAAUCCGCUGUUUCUGCCCUAUCUUCUACUAGCUCUUCGUUUGGCACAGCUGCCGCUUCAAGUAAAUUUGACACUACCAACGGUAUAGAUGAACAACUUAAGGCUCAAGCUUUGGCUGAGGAAGAGGCUGCCAUGAAUCAAUAUAAGCAACAUAAAGUUUCUUCACCCACCAGCGGCGGUGCUGCUGCUAACGCCGCAUUAACAAAUCCAUUCUUAUCGUCUCCACCAGCUGCUGCAGCUGGUCAACCGAUAGUUGAUUUGUUUGGUGCUGCCUCAGCACAGCCAGGCUCUGGCUCCACCGCUGCUGCUGGUACCACUAAAGCUUCGGACGAUUUACUACAAUUGGGCAAUCCCUUUUCCGAUAUGUUUGAUGCUCCCCUUGCGGGCGGUGCUGGAGGCGUUGCUACAGGUGCUCAAAAUUCAAAUAAUAUUUGGAUGAAUAACAAUGGUUUCAAUGGAGCUGCUGUACCUUCGGCUGCGGCAAACGCUUUUGUUUCCGACAGCAAUUUUUCAUCGGUAUUCGGUAAUACUGAACCAGCCGAUUUAGCAACUGGAGCAGCAUUAGCAAAUCCAUUUUUUGAUUCAAUGGAACCACAAACUUUAUUCGAUACCACAACCUCCACAACAUCAUCGUCGUUAUCAUCAGCAACAAUUAAUAAUGUAGCAAAUGUAGCCAACAAUUCGACUUCCAUUAACUCCAAUACGAAUCUGUUUAUGACGUCGUCAUCUCAACCGACUUCUCAGACAUCAGGCUUUGAUGCUUUGGGUGAUGUUUUAAAACCCGGCAUAACGUCUGCUACAAAUACAACUGUUGGUAAACCACCAGCAGCAAAUCAAACAAAUAUUAAUACUGCAGGUAUUGCCUCACAAGAUCAACUACUCCACCACCAACAACUACAGCAGCAACAGCAACCACCAGCCAGCACUGGAAAACUAUUAACUGGUGAUUUGGAUAGUUCUCUCAUGUCUCUAGUUGAAAAUUUAAAUAUUAAUAAAUCAUCUACAACAAAACCUGUGCAAUGGAAUUCACCUAAAAAUACUGCGAAACCUGGUGCUAAUUGGACACCUCAACCAAUGGCUGCUACUACGGGUGCUGGCUAUCGUCCAAUGGCACAUGGCAUGACUGUAAGUCCUGCGCCAAUCACAAUUAAUCAUCCGUAUAUACAUGCUAGUUAUCCUGUAAUACCAAAUUAUAUGCAGGGAAUGCCGGUGAUGGGUCAAACGAUGAUGGGACAAGCCCCUUUGACUGGCGUACCACAGACGAUGCAACAGCCGAUGAUGGUGCCAAGUAAUCCAGCUGGCAUAAUGCAAACGACCCAACCACAAAUGCAAUCAAUGAUGCAAACAAAUGGGGGCAAUAAACCAUUGGAUCCUUUUGGAGCGUUAUAAAUAAAUAAAUUAAUAAAUGAACAACAAAACAAAUUCUCACGAAACGAAUGAAACCUACAAUAACAACAAAUACAUACAUAAAUCUACAUAACUGCAUUAUUUUGAAACGUUAUUAUUAAAUGAAAAAAAAGAAGAAAAAAACUAUAUUAAAAAAAUAUAAAAAAAGAAAAGAAAAACUAUUAAAAUGCAAAGAAUUCUAUGAAAUAAUUUAAAAGAAAUUAUUAAAUAAUAAUAAUGUUGAAAAGAAUACAAAUCAAUUGUAAACAAGAAAAAAACUAAGCAUACAAUUGAAUAUAUUUAUAUUUAACUAUAUUAUACAAUACAACAACAAACAACAAAAGAAAAAAAACAAAUUAAACAAAAUUUAACGUAUAAUUUAUUAGUUUAUAUUAUUAUUAUUAUUAUUAUUAUUAUAACUCUAUAUACAUAUACUAUAUAUAUACAAAAUACCAUAAUACAUGAAUAUUAUAAAUACUACAAUAUAUAUAAAUAUAUAUUUAUAUACAUACAUAAAAAAUACCAACAAAUACAUUAAAUUAAAUACUUAUUAUAUAUAAAAGAAAACAAAACAAAAACAAAUUAUAUAUACAAUAACUACAACAUUACAUUAUAACGUAUUUAGCUCCAACCUCUCCCUCUUCCUCCCCCUCCUACUUAUUAUGAUAGAAUCCUACUUCCUGAAAUUCUUUUAGAGUUUUUAUAAUUGCGGCUUUAUAUAAUAAAUUCCAUUGCAUUUCCGCUUGUGUUUGUAAUUUAAAAUUAUGGAAUUUUAUUUUAAUUUGAUAUCAAAAUAAAUUUAUAAGCAGAAUGUAUGUUGUUAAAGUGUGUAUACAAAUUGUUGUUAAUCUAAUCAUAUUGCUUUUAUUUUGUAAUGCAAAUUUAGUAAAUUCUAAGUGAAAUCUGUUCAAGAAUGACAUAAAGUUUAUUUGAAAUCUUAUAAAUUUACUCUGUUCCAACUAAACCUUUGUAUUUGUAUAAAAAUCUAGCUUUAUAUCUAUAAAAUGUUGAUACUGAAUUUUAAAAAAAUUUGAAUAUAAACGAUCUACACCAUUUCCAGUUAUAUUUCAGAAUUUUCAAAUUUAAUUUCAAAAUAUUCCAAUUAUAUUUAAGAAUUUUCCAUUUGCAUUUCUGAAACUUCUACUUGUAUUUCAGAAACUUCCAUUUUUAUUUCAGAAAAUUCUAAUAUACCGGCCAGUCACACAUUUUGUUCGGAAUGGUUUCCAUUCAGAUUCCGUGUAAUUUAUUAAUUCCAAAAAUAAUUAAUAAUUCUGUACUUCUGAUAUUAAUGUGAACAGCGUGUUUUGUAUUAAAGCAAAUGUGUUUCAUUCCGAAAGAAAUUUUCGUUUUACUUUUUCUGAAGAAGCAAAAAACGGAAUUAAUUCCACUUUUGAUCGAAAUGGAAUUCUGUGACAGGCCUGAUAAUAGAUUAUUUCUGAAAAAGAAUUAAAAAAUACAAAUAGUAACUGAAAUACAAUUGAAAAGUUUUGAAAUACAAAUGGAAAUUUCUGAAAUAUAAUUGGAAAUUUCUAAAAUUCAAUUGGAAAUUGUUAAAAAAUAAUUGGAAAUGGUGUAGUUCAAAACAAAUAAAAACAAUUGAUCUGAACGACAGAAAAUAACUUCUGAACUCAAAGAUCACAAACAAUUUAAAUGGUUCACUCAAGAAAUGCAAAAGACUUCAAACCAAAAAAGAGUUUUGUAUGGAUAUUUUCUUAUGUUCCAUGGGCGCCCAUCGUCGAGCAGGUCACUUGGGUCCAUUCAAAACUGAUUCCAUUGUGAUACCCAAAGGGUAAACAGCAGGGUAUUUAUAAUACGUCCAUUGACUCCGAGAUGAACCAACCAGAUUCUCUGAUGAAAGAGUGGAUUCGUCUUAGAUUCAUUCUUGAUAGCUUAUCCAAACACAAUAGGAAUGGGAUUCCGAGGAUACGUUCCCUCAAGUUUGUCAGAAUGGGUUAUUGACAGAAUAACAGUCUCCUACAUGUCUUCAUUAUGACAGCAUCUACAGUAGUCGUUGUACCGUAGGCCCAGUGUUCUAGCAUGUGUCCCAAUUAUACAGUGUCCUGAAAUAACGUAAACAAUUAGCCUUAUUUGCUCACGACGGAAUUUCAUAAGUAGAUUCGUCCUGCCGUCAUCAUAUACAGGUCAAGUCGAGCUCGUUAUGUUGUUGUAGCAGCAGUGAUUGUUGAGUUGACAGCCCUUGGCUGAGUGAACUCGGGUCAUUCCGGUGCGUAGAACCGGCUGUCAUGGGAAUGUCGAUCGUUUGUUGUACCCUUUGGUUCAACGCUCGUUACUGAAUAAUUUCUAAACGAAAAUAGUAUCAACAUUUUAAAUCUUUAGCUCAAGACAAAUUUAUACAAAGUGGCGAAUUCAGUAAAAUUCGUGCGAAUUCAAUGAUUAUUCAAAUAUGGAGUUUGGCAUUCUCAAUAGAAAAUAGUUUUGAAUGGCAAACUCCAUAUACUCCACAACAAAAACAAUUGUAUUUGACAGUUAAAAUUUAAGCAAGCGAAGAAAACAUAAUCUGCUUGACACCAUCAAGGCGAAUUUAUAUACCAGGUGGUGACAGUGGCGAAUUCAGGAAAAUACGAGCAAAUUCAUUAAUUUUUUGACAUUCUCAACUAUGAGAGAGUUGUAAAAAAUUCGUCUUGGACACCAUCUUGUAUAAAUUCGCUUUGCUUUUGGGGUCCUUAUAGCGAUAGAUGUCUCCAUACCGAUCUAGAAUUAAAGGAUAUUUAAAGACGAUUGUACAAAUAAUUUAAGUUUUAUUACCAUUGUACUUCAAACGAUUUUUCAAAUAUUAUUUCCGGAUUAAACAUUUGUUUGACUUACACUGGUGUAAGGAGAUCUUUCCGAUGAUUUGAAGUAAGGUUGAUUGGACAGCUGAUGCAAUAAGGAGCGUAAUGUGAACAUUUAAAAUAGGUUAAGCCUGGUGCUCUAUUUUUUUUCAUAGUUAUUUUCUGCGUUAGUGUUAUCUCGCAGUCCCCGUGUAAGAUGAAAACGAAACUCAUUGUGCGAUUAGCCUGUUGAUUUAUUCCAUUUUUAGUUGUUUUAGAAUUUUUAUAAUGAUAUUGUAAUUUUAAAUAUCAUUUUAGAAUAAGGAGAAGGAAACUUUAUUUCUCAAAAUAUUUCAUUGCGUUUUACUUGGAUGAAAUAUGUUGGAUUUAGUUAAAAAGUCUAAAUACUUGUUUAAAUUUAUCAUAAAGUAAUAUUUUAAUGAUAAACAAUGAUUUGAAACGAAUAAAUAACGCAGUAAUUUAUUAUUUUUUGGAGUAAAAUAAUUCUGAUUGUGACACUAGUUUCUGUAAAAGGUUUGCACAUGGGUUUGAUGUGCCCUUGAGACGAUCAAAUAAACCCGUCAAUCAGUGCAUAUGUGUGAGUGUCGUAUGCUUGAAGCUUUAAAGGAGAUAUACAAAUAAAUACGUCAAUCACCAUUUGUAUUUGGACGCACUUUUCCAUUAUUACCAAAAAUCUCGAAGAAACUGAGUUUUGUUUUGUUAAUCAGAGACGUAAAAUAAAUAAUAUGAAUAUUUUUUUCAUCCGUACACGGCAAACACAAAGCAAAUGAAUUUGAUUGUCAAUCACAACAGGAGACGAUCAAAUAAUCAGUCGUCAAAUCAAAAAUCAAAACAUUUUGAUUUUCAUCAAUCAUUGCCGACAACGUGUACGUAUAGCCGAACGACUGCACGCACACAACUAUGCUAUUGAUAUGUUUAUUUGAUCGUCUCCAGGGCACUUUAGAUUUUUUAAUGAAUUUUUAAUUCUUUAAUAAUAAAUUUUUCAUUUCAAUAUAAAAAAAAAAUUGUGCCAUAGUUUCGAAACUAAAGUGUAUUAGGUCUUCAACUCACAACAAGUCAACAAUUAAAGAAAAAUAAGUUUUUAAUUUUUAUUUUUAAAGAAAAUUAUGAAAUAUAUUUGCAAAACGAAUAUUUUGUAUACAUAAAACGUUUGUAUAUGAAUAAAUUUUGGAAAAUUUAAGGAAAUAUGAAAAUUUAAUCAUUUCUCUUAGAACAUAUGAAAUUUUCAAAAUCAAGCAUACUUUAAAGAAAGGAUUAAACAUAAAUUCUAAAGCAUACUUCUAGGCUGUUUUAAUAAAAGAAACAAACAACCCAUUUAAGCAUUUCAUAAUAACGUUACAACAUACCUUGAAAACUAAACCAACAAACAAACAAUAAUAUUUUAAAACAAAUUAAAUAAAAACGUGUAGAAAAAACUAAAUAAAUAUAAAGUCGCUUUACUUUUAAAAAUAUUAGUUCUUAUUUACAUAAAAACAUACGAAAUAAAACAAACAAAAAAAACCUUUAUAUAAUAAAUGUAUACUAGAAAAUAAUGAAUAUAUAAAUUUAUUAAAUAAAUAAAUACACACUUACACACACAUAAAUAUAUAAAUACAAUUAAAAAAUUACAAACAAACAAAAAAACCCCUAAAGAUCACAAAAUAAAAUUGUGUGUAAAAUGCUAAAAUAAAAAAAUAAUACUAAAGCUAGAAAAAAUUAUUGUCCAAUGUUAAAAAUAAAAACAGAAAAUACUUAAAAAAAUAAACAUUUAAUAAAAAACAGCUAGAAAUAAUAAUAAAAAAAACCCACAACCGAAAUAUUCAGGAGAAACAAUAGUUACAAGUAAAAUCCAACAAAAGAUUCUUACAAAAAAACUCUUUAAUUUAAUGAAUUUAAUUAAAACUUUGUGUUUCCUAAAAAAAACUCUAUAUAAAAUUUCUUUUAAUUUAACUUUUAUUUUUAUUUUAACAAGUGUCAUUGUGUUUUUUUUUUAGAAAAAAUUAAAAAAUAAUAUUAAAUUUGUUAAUACUUUAAACGAAUCGGAUUAAUAAUAUGAUCAAAGAUUUUGUUAAACAUUCCAAUUAAUUUGUUUAUUUUAUUUUUUUUUAACGAGAAUUAUCAAAAUUCUGUAGCAUACAAAUCUAUUUAAAUUACUAUAAAAUUGUUUUUAUUUAAAGAAAAAGGAAAAUUAUUAUUUUUCUUUUUGUUUCUUAUUUUUUUUGCGCAUAAUUUUUAUAUUUAUACUAUAUAUUUUGUAAAUACAAACAAUUACUGAAAUACUUAUUAUAAACUCUCAAAAUAAAAAAAAAAAACUGAUUAUGUUUAAAUAAAGUUCUAAUUAUGUUAUAGUGAAAUAAAA